CCCGGCAGAUAGGACAACAUGGCUGCAGCUGCGGGCCGAUACUACGGAGAAGGAGGCAGAGCGACGAAAAGACAGAAAACCGAGGACGGAGGAAUGACAACGGAGAGCUACGAUGACCCUCAUAAACCACUGCCCUCCCCGGUGGUGCAUAUCAGGGGCUUGGUGGACGGUAUCAUGGAGGCUGACCUGGUGGAGGCCCUCCAAGAGUUUGGGGCCAUCAGUUACGUGGUUAUGAUGCCCAAGAAGCGCCAGGCCCUGGUGGAGUAUGAGGACAUGAAUGGCUCCUGCAAUGCUGUUACAUAUGCCGCAGAGAACCAGGUUUACAUUGCAGGCCACCCUGCCUUCAUCAAUUACUCCACUAGCCAGAAGAUCUCCCGGCCAGGAGACUCAGACGACACCCGGAGUGUCAACAAUGUGCUGCUUCUCACCAUCAUAAACCCCAUUUAUCCUAUUACCACGGAUGUGCUCUACACCAUUUGUAACAACUGUGGCCCUGUACAGAGGAUUGUCAUCUUCAGAAAGAAUGGUGUUCAGGCAAUGGUUGAAUUUGAUUCAGUCCAAAGUGCCCAGAGGGCCAAAGCCUCUCUGAACGGGGCAGACAUCUAUUCUGGCUGUUGCACUCUAAAGAUUGAAUAUGCCAAGCCAGCACGCCUUAAUGUCUUCAAGAAUGAUCAAGACACGUGGGACUACACAAACCCCAACCUGAGUGGCCAAGAUGCUGAUGGUGAAGGCAAUUGGAACAAUUCCCAAGAUCCCAAUGCCAAUCCCAACAAACGCCAGAGGCAGCCUGCUCUUCUGGGAGACCACCCACCUGAUUAUGGUGGCCCUCAAGGAGGUUAUCAUGGUUACAAUGACGACAGCUACGGUCCCCCUCCUCCCCACCGCAUGGGGCCAGGGAUGGGUGGGCGUGGUCGGGGUAGCCAGCGCUAUGGCCCUGGAUACGGACCACCACCUCCUGAGUAUGGUCCUCACGCUGAUUCCCCAGUUCUUAUGGUAUAUGGCCUUGAGCCCUCUAAGAUCAAUGCUGACAAGGUCUUCAACAUCUUCUGCCUCUAUGGCAACGUAGAAAGGGUUAAGUUUAUGAAGAGUAAGCCUGGGGCAGCAAUGGUGGAGAUGGGAGACUGCUACUCUGUGGACAGAGCCAUCUCUCACCUCAACAAUAACUUCCUGUUUGGACAGAAGCUCAACGUUUGUGUGUCCAAGCAACAGGCUAUCGUGCCAGGACAGUGUUACCAGUUAGAGGACAACACCAGCAGCUUCAAAGAUUUCCACGGUUCCCGCAACAACCGCUUCACCUCUCCAGAGCAGGCAGCCAAAAACAGAAUCCAGCACCCCAGUAAUGUCCUCCACUUCUUUAACGCACAGCCUGACAUAUCUGUAGAGAUCUUCAACCAGGUCUGCGAUGAACUGGGAAUUAAAAGCCCCGCAAGUGUGAAACUUUUCACUGGAAAGAGUGAGCGAAGUUCAUCUGGCCUGUUGGAGUGGGAAUCCAUUAAUGAUGCCAUGGAAGCCCUAGCUAUGAUGAACCAUUACCAGAUGAAAAACCCUAGUGGGCCUUACCCUUACACACUGAAGCUGUGUUUCUCAACCACACACCAUGCCAACUAACUAUUCUCCCCUCAAGCUAUUUGUAAUGUUUCGUGUCUUUGCAUAGUACUCCGCCGUUCUUUUGUUAUGUCCCAUUAAACUUUAAAUCAGUAUUGACAAAGACUAGGAUUUGUGUGCUUGAGAAAAUGUUGCUUUAACUAUGGUUUUGUAUGAUUUAUUUUACUUUUAUCACUUUUUUCAAUUGUUUAUUUUGUAUGUUCACAACAUUAGAUUUAAGUAAUUCCCCACCACCCUGAAAUAACAUUUAAAUGUGGACCUCUGUUUUUGGUUUUUAAAUAAAGUUAACAAUAACAAUUAUGUGAAUACUGAUUUAACCAGUGUUCACAUCUUCAGAAAUGGUUUGUAUUGUAUGUCUCAUCCUUUCUUGACAGAGAAACAUUUGAUUCCAUCCAUGGGGAAAAAAAACCACCACUGGUUUGCCAGUUGUUACAAAGAGAAGCAGCAGUAGUUUUGUGGAUCAAACAGUCACACAGACAUUCCCACAUAUCUGCAUUAGGAGAAGGCCUGAAUCAGAGCUCGCGUCCAUAUACACUGGUUGUGAAUUGUAAUCUUGUAAUGACAUGCAUUCAGACCUGCACUGCAUUACUGUCAGUAUUAUGGUUUGUAUUCAGAAGUGCUGGAUGGAUCAGUGCUGUUAAAAUACAUGGCAGAAAACACAUUUUUUUACUUAGAUAUUCAGCUUAAUAUCUGAAUUCUGUAGUAUUUAGUUAUUAGCAACACAUCCAAUAAUACUGUACUAGCACAAGUACUUGCGUUUUACCUUUGGACCAUACUGUAUAAUUGUGUCUCUAUUGUUUGAAUUAUGUGUUGGCUGCAUGCAUGUCUCCA
Molecule: messenger RNA, 2436 nt
Organism: Toxotes jaculatrix (banded archerfish)
Lineage: Eukaryota; Metazoa; Chordata; Actinopteri; Toxotidae
Gene: hnrnpl
Product: heterogeneous nuclear ribonucleoprotein L
Exons: 14
Coding region: 19-1608 (529 amino acids)
Biological process (GO): mRNA processing; regulation of RNA splicing
Cellular component (GO): nucleus
Molecular function (GO): mRNA binding
Source: RefSeq, a predicted model, not a curated record